Molecule: messenger RNA, 2674 nt
Organism: Rhinolophus ferrumequinum (greater horseshoe bat)
Lineage: Eukaryota; Metazoa; Chordata; Mammalia; Chiroptera; Rhinolophidae
Gene: SHE
Product: Src homology 2 domain containing E
Exons: 6
Coding region: 35-1540 (501 amino acids)
Molecular function (GO): phosphotyrosine residue binding
Source: RefSeq, a predicted model, not a curated record
CUCGCCGCGGCCUCCAGCGCCCCAGCCCCGGGGAAUGCAGUGGCCCCCGGCCCCUGGCGCCUCUCCGUGUCUGGCCUGGGCCUCCUCGCUCGCCUGCUCCGCGGCCACGACGCUCCUGAGUAGCGCCGGCCGGGCCCCCCUCAUGGCGGCCAAGUGGUUCAAGGAGUUUCCCCUGAACCUGAAGACCGUGUCGGAGCGGGCCAAGCCCGGCGGCGGCGGGGGCGGCAAGCUGCGCAAGAACUCGGAGGCGGGCGGCGCGGGGCCCACCCCGGGCAAGGGCCGCAAGAACUCCGCCGCCGAGCUAGGGGCCGGCAGGGCCGGCGUCGGACCCCCCAAGGACAGCCGGCUGUCCCGCGACAGCCUGCAGGGGCUGAUUCAGGCCGCCGCGGGCAAGGGCCGCAAGAACUCCCGGACCGCGGACGAGGAGCCCCACCGAGGCGCGGCCAAGAGCUCCGGCUGCAGCACCUACAUCAACAGGCUCAUCAAAGUGGACACUCAGGAGAAGAACGGGAAGGGCAGCUACCCCAGUAGCAGCAGCAGCAGCACCAGUAGCAGCAGCAGCUCGUCCUCGGCGUCCUCUUCCCCUUCCACCCUGGGCCCCGAACUGGACAAGGGCAAGACCACUAAGCAGCAAGACACGGUCAUCAUUUUAGAAGACUACGCUGACCCGUAUGAUGCCAAAAGGACAAAAGGUCAAAGGGACGCAGAGAGAGUAGGAGAGAACGACGGUUACAUGGAACCCUAUGAUGCACAGCAAAUGAUAACAGAAAUUAGACGCCGAGGCUCCAAGGAUCCCCUGGUGAAAGCCCUUCAGCUGCUCGACAGCCCCUGCGAGGCCGGGGACACCGGCGCGAAGUCGGAGACGCCGGCCAAGAGACGGGGUUCCAAGGACCUCCUGGGGAAGCCGCCGCAGCUGUACGACACGCCCUACGAGCCGGCCGCCGACGCGGGCCCGGAGCGGAAGGCGCGGCCGGCGGAUGCCCACAGCCGGCUGCCCGCGGACGACGAGCGGCCUGCGGCUGAGUACGAGCAGCCGUGGGAGUGGAAGAAGGAGCAGAUCGUGCGGGUGCUGUCAGUUCAGUUUGAAGGCUCCGAGCGACCUUCCACGAAGGAGGAGACAGUGAGGCAGCACCACCGACAGAAGAGCUGGACCCAGAAGAUCUUGAAGCCAGCCCUCUCCGACCACGGCGAGGGGGAGAGAGUGGACCCAGCCCUGCCUCUGGAGAAGCAGCCUUGGUAUCAUGGUGCCAUCACCCGGGCUGAGGCUGAGAGUCGACUACAACCCUGCAAAGAAGCUGGUUACCUGGUUCGAAAUAGUGAGUCAGGAACCAGUAGGUACUCCAUUGCACUAAAGACUAGUCAAGGAUGCGUCCACAUCAUAGUGGCUCAGACCAAGGACAACAAGUACACACUGAACCAGAUGAGCGCGGUGUUUGACAGCAUCCCGGAAGUGGUGCACUAUUAUUCCAAUGAGAAGCUGCCUUUCAAGGGCGCGGAGCACAUGACCUUACUCUACCCCGUGCAUAGCAAGCUGCACUAAGGUUCAGCCACCAAAAGCCCAGCCAGGCCUCUCACAUCUCAGAGGGCGUCCGUACCCAGCCAGAAUCUCAGGGCACAGGGCUGGAUGGCACCAUCAUCGUUGGUAGGAAGUGGGGGUCUUUCACUGAGAACUCAAAAAGUCUUUGGCCUGGAAUCCAUUCCAUGACACUUGGUUACUGCCCUGUCCCUUUUCUCCUUGUUAAGUAGUUCUCCAUAAAAAAGUCAUAAUUUACCAAUUGCCUCCACUCUCUGGAGUAGGAUGUUCCCAGUAGCGUGUGACCCUCGGGAAAGGUGUCCAGGAAUAUUCAAGUUUCCCAGAAAUGUGCUAGUUGUUACCUGGAAUGUCUGGUCUGCAAACAAACCAACAAACAGGCUCUUGGCUUUUACAUAAGACAGCAGAAAAAGAUCGUGUGGACCAGAAAAUCAUGUAAUGUCGGACCCCUUCUUGGGCAGAAGGAUGCAUAGUGGAAAAUAAGUGAACAGGGGGCUCCUCGGAGAAAGCUGUCUUUCUCGAGUGUCCUGGUUCAGCUCUAGAAUUCAUGGAAAUUCACAACUUCAGGGUCUGGCAAAGGAUGAUUUUUGCUGGUCACCCUUCUAAGAAAGUUUGUGUUUUCUCCGUCUCUGUAGACUUUUGCAACAUUUCAGCACAUCAGUUGUAUAAGCGUACAUAAGAAGGUUUAAGAAUCACCAAUAUAAUUAAACAUUGGCAUCAUUAUAAUUCUGCGUUACAGCAUAAAAUACAACAAAGAUUUCAUUUCUGAUUUUUAAAAAAUCUGAAAAUUCACAAGGCUCAACAACUGUUUUCUUAUUGGAUAAUUAUACAGAACUUCUGCUACCUUUUGUUUCAUCUUUGUGGAACUGCUUUUAAUUUUUGUCCCGAAAAUUCAAUUUGCUUUGUAUUUUUAGAGUAAAUUAAAAAAUAUAUAUAUCACUCUAGGAUCUGAUUGUAUGAACUGGGUCUCUAAAGCCUGCUGUCUCCCGUGCUAUAUAUACAAAGACCAGUUCACACUGUAUAAAAAUAUUUUAAAAGACUGCGGUUUUCUCCAACUACUACUGCUUAAGAUAGGAAAUGAAUUUUCAUAGUGUUGUUACCUUUAUGAUUUAUCAUGAACUUUGUUGUCAGUUUACUUACUGU